Toxoplasma gondii ME49 is the source of this 1095-nucleotide messenger RNA. RefSeq names its product cyclophilin 1, putative. Gene Ontology annotation, biological process: protein peptidyl-prolyl isomerization; protein folding. Lineage: Eukaryota; Apicomplexa; Conoidasida; Eucoccidiorida; Sarcocystidae. The coding region runs from base 1 to 714 and encodes 237 amino acids. Gene Ontology annotation, molecular function: peptidyl-prolyl cis-trans isomerase activity. The transcript has a single exon. The record is from RefSeq and is a predicted model, not a curated record.
AUGGUUCGCCUUGAGUCGGUCGAUGGACACGAGGAACGAUUGUUCAGUUGUAUCAAAGCAUGCAUCCUCUCUUUAACCGCGUUGCGUCAUAUUCCUGUGUACGUGUGGCGUUUUCCGUCGGAUGACCAGAACAAUCCGGAUUGUAGACGAGACCUGCUACGUGUGGGGCAAAGUGGCGUCUUAUCGGAACUGAAAAUGGCUAACCCUCGAGUUUUCUUCGAUAUAGCCAUUGGCGGAAGGCCAGCUGGUCGCGUCGAAUUUGAGCUGUUCAAGUCUAUUGUUCCCCGGACAGUAGAGAACUUCAGGGCUCUGUGCACCGGUGAAAAGGGCGUGGGUGUUUCGGGUAAGCCGUUGUGCUACAAGAACUCUACUUUCCACCGGAUCAUUCCUUCCUUCAUGUGCCAAGGAGGAGACUUCACAAGAUUCAAUGGAACUGGAGGAGAAAGCAUCUACGGCCGGACUUUCGCUGAUGAGAACUUCAAGCUGAAGCACACGGAGCCUUUCUUGCUGUCUAUGGCGAACGCCGGCCCGAACACAAACGGAUCCCAAUUUUUCAUUACGACAGUCCCAUGCCCGUGGCUCGACGGGAAGCAUACCGUUUUUGGCAAGGUCACUAGCGGGCAAAAUGUGAUUAAGAUGAUGGAGAGUCAAGGAACACAGUCCGGCAGCGUGAAGCAGACUGUGGUCAUCACAGACUGCGGAGAGACCAAAUAGGUAUUGGGAAAGCGAGCAACUGCAGCAAAGAAAGUGCCUUCUCUCGUGAACUGCACAGAGGAAUUGUAGGUGUGAGAAGGUGAAUACUCUAAUGUUAUGAGUGGUCCCUUAAACCACUGGUUACGCCGUCGUGAGCAAGUCUACCUCAUUAAAAAUUUGUUUUCUGUGGGUCCUGCUGCUGGGGAGAGGGAGUGUGGCAUGCAAGCGGCUGAUGCGAUGGCAUUAACGUGCUUACAUAAAGAACAUUGGCUUAACUUCUGUCUGAAGACCUAUUUGUUGUACCAGCAAAUACCAGGACGAGCGCCUUGCGGCGCGCCGACAGGUGCAAUUUCCCUUAAGUUUUUUUUUGCGAGGGAAGAUUUGCUCUAUAACGUUCGACGU